AUGUCGCGGAGUGAAGUUGUCGGCAUCGGGCCGUUGAAACCAGAGAGCGUUAGCUCUACUGGCCUAACUGUCUUAUUCGAGCCCGUGGCGCCGAAGCUAGACGUCGUGUUUGUGCAUGGAUUUACGGGCCAUCCCGAGAAGACUUGGUCCACCUCCGGUAGCGUGCCGGCCACCGCACUGGCAUCGAGCUCUGUUGAAGGAGAACGCCCCUCCAAGUUUCGCAAAGUUUUCACUUCCGCGUCAGAUUCUGGUAUCGCCAAGGGUGGCACCGCCAAAGGCACAGUCUACUGGCCUCGAGACCUUCUUCCUGGGGUCUUACCUCAAGCUCGGGCGUUGACGUACGGCUACGACACCCAUAUUCGCCAUGUCGUCGGUAGUCCCGUUAGCACGAGCACACUUUAUGCCCACGCCGGAGACUUUCUCGCUGCAUUGGAAUCGAAUCGUCGCAAAGACCCCUCAAGGCCGCUUGUGUUCGUCGCACACAGUCUUGGCGGGCUGAUUGUAAAGGAGGCCUUGCGCCAGUCUCGGGGAUACAAGAGCCAACCUCACCUUCGUUCGGUGUUCGACUCAACGAGCGGACUCGUCUUCUUUGGCACGCCGCAUGAAGGAGCCGAUCCACUGGGCCUAGUCCAUCAUGUGGUUGCGCUGCUGACCAAAGGCGUCGGCUUCAGAGUCAACGAUAAGAUUGUUGAGGCUCUGAGCCCCUCUGCUGAAUAUCAACUCCAGCUCAGAGACGAGUUUAACCGCAUGAUAGACGAAAGGGGAUGGAUUAUUCAUUCCUUUCAGGAGCAAUACGCACUCCCUGGAUUGUUUGGGAAAAAGGUACAGUAUCUCCCCCCUCCCCCUCCCCUCUCCCCCAACCGAAGCGCCGAAGUCGUCGAGCAUAUAGGCAGCAACCACCGCAAUAUGUGCCGCUUCUCAGGCCCAGCCGACAAGGAGUUCAAAAAGGUAGCUUCUGCUCUUCAGCGCAUCGCCGCCGCCUCGUCGGGUGGGAAUUCCCGUGGGAACCGCAUAACGCGGCAAACCCGUAGGACCACCCUUGUUGCGAGCUCAACUGCAGAGGAAGCCGCAUCAGAAGCCGCAUCAGAAGAACACCUCGAGAAAUUGGUGGCAUCUUUAAAAUUCUCGCAAAUACACAAUCGUUACUCAACCAUUGACCAUGCCCAUGCCAAGACCUGCCAGUGGCUGCUUAACAUGAGGGAGUAUGUUGACUGGGAUAACGCUAAAAUCGGGAACGACAGCAACUUUCUUUGGAUUAAAGGGAAGCCUGGCACAGGUAAAUCCACUCUCAUGAAAUUUGCACUCUCUGUGGCCAAGCAAUCGAGAAAGGACGCCUUGAUAAUCCACUUCUUCUUCAACGCCAGAGGAGCGGAGCUAGAAAGAUCAACCCUCGGCCUCUACCGUUCCAUACUCUUCCAGCUUUUCCAGGAGGCCCCCGACCUUCGCUCUGUGCUGAAAGAGACCCAUGGUCGUGACCCGGGCGAAGCUCUCGAGUGGCAUAUUGCCACCCUUAAGCAACUCUUUUCUGCCGCUGUGAAGAAGUUGGGUGGCCGCCCUCUCGUGUGUUAUAUCGAUGCGCUUGAUGAAUGUGAUGAAGACGAAGUGCGAGACAUGGUUUCGUAUUUCUUAGAUGUUGUCGACGAAACCGCUUCCUUCGGUGUCCAUUUACGAACCUGUCUCUCGAGUCGACAUUACCCACACAUUACCAUCAACCGGGGCCUUACAUUUGACCUCGAAAGCCAGGAGGACCACGACGACGAUAUUGCGAAUUACAUUGCUUCCAAACUAUACAUUGGCGAUGGCGAUUACGCGUCCGAAGUCAGGCAGCAGAUCCAGGAUAAGGCCUCUGGCAUUUUUCUGUGGGUUGUUCUUGUCGUGAAGAUACUCAACAAGGAAUACGACAGAGGCAACAUGACGGCCCUGAGGAAGCGUCUGAGGGAAAUCCCGAGCGGCCUUUAUGGUCUGUUCGAGGACAUCCUGACGAGGGACUGUGAUAACCUGGAGCAACUUUGGAUGUGCAUCCAAUGGGUUGCGUUUUCAAAUCGGCCUCUCACAAGGGAGGAGCUCUACUUUGCCAUCGUCGCAGGCACGGACGAGUCGAGCCUUGAACCCUGGGAUCGCAAGGAGAUCUCCGUCCCAGAUAUGGGACGGUACAUCCUAAGCUGCUCCAAGGGCCUAACGGAAGUAAUACAGAAGACGCAUACGAUUCAAUUCAUCCAUGAGUCGGUCCGAGAUUUUCUGCUAAAGGAGAAUGGCCUUGGCAAACUCUGGCCACAAUUCGAAGAAAAUUUCCCAGGAAAUAGCCAAAAUAAACUUAAGCAAUGCUGCGAAGCUCAGUUGCGCGCGGUUCCCGGAAUUGACGGUGAAACGUCGCAGCCGGUGCUUCGUGAUGGCUCAUCUCGACUCGCGAAGGCAUACCCUUUUUUGAAGUAUGCGGUCCACAACGUAUUCCACCAUGCAGACCGCGCACAGGAACUUGGAGUAUCUCAGACCAAUUUUCUUACCUCGUUUGACCGCCGUAGAUGGAUCAUUUUAAGUAAUACCUUGGAGCAGUACCCCGUGCGCCAUCACACCCUCACGGCCAAUCUCCUCUAUCUCUUGGCGGAGGAAGAUGCUCCCCAUCUUCUCAAAAUUCACCCGGAUUUUGCGUCCCAUUACGAUAUAUCAUCGGACGAGAGGUAUCAGUUUCCUCUGUAUGCUGCUCUUGCCUGUGGUCGCUCCCGGGUCGCUAGGGUUCUUCUGUCUCAAAUGAUACCUGAGCACUGCGAAUGCGGUAUCACCACGCCAUCGCUUGAUACAUAUACGGCGCAAUAUAAACGGGCCGACUUUCAGCCCGAAUCUAAUGAUACGAAGGAUGAAUACGCUCUCCGAUGCAUCGGGUUUCACACCGACCUCGUAUUUCUCCAUGCCCUCGUGCAUCAUGGAAACUCUUGCGACAGGUUCCGGCCCAUGAUACUACGAAACGUGUGGAAAAACUUUACAGCGGCGCGGGAUCCCCGAGUCUUUCUGAUCCUUCUCCUCCAUCGAUGCCCCAUCGAAGAUCGACGGGCCCUAAAUAACUAUAUUCUUGACUAUGCCACGCAGAGAGACGUAGUGGACCUCUUCAAAAUGAUACUCUUGCCAUCUGCAGAUACCGCACUCAGAGCCUCAAACACUUACGCGUUCUCGGAAUGUGACAUUCUCAGGAGGUAUCUAACACUGUCCGCGGGCUGGGAUUGGGAAGUACCACUCACAGCGGCCGCUGCAGCCGGCAAUAUCACCAUAGCCGAGAUGCUACUUCAGUCCGGCGGCGUGGAUCCCAACGGAGACCCCGAGAAGGCCUACGGAAGGAGACCUUUAUGCGAGGCAGUCAAGCAAGGACAAGUCUGCAUGGUAGAGAUGCUGCUCACUUGCCGUGGGAUAGAUCCGGACGCGACCGAUUCCGAGGGAUGCACAGCCUUACAACGAGCCAUUUUACUUGGGCGCGAAACUCCCGACGUCCUCAAAAUGGUGAAACUUCUGCUUGACAGCGGCUGCACACCUGACAAGACGUCCACCCUGAAUCAACCUACGCCUCUAUAUAGAGCCGUCUCCUGGAGGAUGUUGAACAUUGUGAGGCUUCUUUUGGAUUCUGGGAGGGCUGACCCUCUGUGCCCAUCACGGAUAGGCGGUGUCGGCGAAACACCAUGGAAUCUCGCCCUCAAGAUUAACAGGGCCGACGUCGUCGCGGCGUUUCUCGACUCUAGCCUGCUUGGCGCCGGUGGUGCUCUUGGAAAACAGUGGAAAUCGCCUUUACACGUGGUGCUCCUGUAUCACUCACCAUCCUCUAAUAACCUUGAGACAAUUAAACUGCUCGUUAAUUCCAACAAAGUCGAUCCUAACCAGGUGUUUGAUGGGAAGACACCACUCCAGUAUGCUAUCUCUUUUGGUCAGUGGUCCGCCGUUCGCCCGCUCCUAGAGUCAGGCCGUGUCGACCCUUUCUUGGAAGUCGGGUCAGGUAAGGCCCCGCUAUGUGGCCUUGCGGAAGAAGGAAAGCUGGAUCUCGUCCAACUGGUUCUGGAGACUUACCCAAACCACCCUCGGUUGAAGCAUUGUGCGUUAAAGGCGGCGCAGUUGGCCAGGGAAAUGUCUCGGAAGAUUAGGCUUGAGGGGCAUGCUGGUACUGCUAGCGUCUGCGAUACCAUUCGCAGGAUUCUCGAAAGUCACGUAGCUUCUAUGGGAGGUUAG
This is a messenger RNA of Scedosporium apiospermum, 4206 nucleotides long. RefSeq lists its product as uncharacterized. Lineage: Eukaryota; Fungi; Ascomycota; Sordariomycetes; Microascales; Microascaceae. Gene Ontology annotation, molecular function: protein binding. The coding region runs from base 1 to 4206 and encodes 1401 amino acids. The record is from RefSeq and is a predicted model, not a curated record. The transcript has 3 exons.